This is a messenger RNA of Clupea harengus (Atlantic herring), 1285 nucleotides long. RefSeq names its product potassium voltage-gated channel subfamily E member 2. Gene Ontology annotation, cellular component: voltage-gated potassium channel complex; membrane. Gene Ontology annotation, molecular function: delayed rectifier potassium channel activity; voltage-gated potassium channel activity involved in ventricular cardiac muscle cell action potential repolarization; transmembrane transporter binding. The record is from RefSeq and is a predicted model, not a curated record. Gene Ontology annotation, biological process: potassium ion export across plasma membrane; regulation of heart rate by cardiac conduction; regulation of ventricular cardiac muscle cell membrane repolarization. NCBI's taxonomy places the organism in Eukaryota, Metazoa, Chordata, Actinopteri, Clupeiformes, Clupeidae.
ACACACACCACACCCUUUAAGACAAAUGGAAACAGGGUAGCAGUGUGUACCAGGCACUUGCUGAUGCAUGUUACCUUUUUCGCUCUCAAACCCACAGAGGAAUUUAACUCCAACCAUAUCUGGCCAUGCCUUCUGAUUUGUCGAAUCUGACCCUCCACUUGGAGGGCUCAUUGACGCGGACGCUGAACAACUACCUGAACAGCUGGACCUGGAACGCCACAGAGGCCGAGCGGAAGCUGGACGAGCGUCUGACGGAGGAAAACUUCCGGAAUGUCAUCUGGUACCUGCUGGUCAUGAUCGGCAUGUUCGCCUUCAUCGUGGUGGCCGUCUUGGUGAGCACCGUCAAGUCCAAGCGUCGCGAGCACUCCGAAGACCCCUACCACAAAUACAUCGAGGGCGAGUGGAUCGCCGACCCGUCCCUGGUCAUCCCCAACCCCAGCCCCAAGGACUUCGGUGGGCUAGGCUCACCCUGAGUCCUUCCUGUCCCUAUGGCAACCCCCUGGUACCCCUCUCUCAACCUUACCACCACUACGAUUCCAGGGGUACAUUCCCCUGACAGCCUCCUUGUCCAACUGCCACUAUUGAGAUUAAUGUUCCUUGCAAGGUUGCUGUUUAUGUGAUGAUUGUAUGUCAACAGGGUCUAUUUGACCUCUGACCCUUAUUGUUGUACCUAAAAUCCUAACAAUAGGAGGGUUAAAUGAGUUACUCUAGCAUUACAGGAGACACUGCCAUUUUGAGCACUGUCCGUGUAACCAUGGUGAUUGCACAACUCUGCUUUAGCGAAACACAGACCAUUGAUUGGUCCAGACCAAUGUCACCUGCCAUAUAUACACUAAUGAGUGUAAAAGUAGAGCAAAAUGUGGAGAUCCGACCGCUCCAUGCCCAGAAAAUCUAAGUAUUCCCCAGUAUUUUAUUAUUAUUAGAUUAUUUUAGAUUUAUUUACGAUGGUAUUUAACCAGCAAACUGUAGUCAUAAACUGUAAGUUAAAUAUGCUGAAUUAGAUAACCUGAUCAAAGAGCAAUGAUUAAAAAAAAUGUAGCCAGGCUUUUAAUCCUCAAACUUGGCACCUUCCAACUCUGGUCACAAGAUAUAACUUUUGAUUGCCUGAUUUCUGAUGUAUAAAGCACAGAUGAUUUGUAAAUCCCAUAAACCUACUUUAACAUGAAUGAAUGAUGGGUUUAAAAAUGGGAAGUUUGAAGGAAAAAUACUGUGAUAAUAUCAUGCUUGCUGCUAUUUUCAUGGUGUUGCUGAUAAACAUUGAAGAAAUAAGAGCUUGUUCUCACAA